Messenger RNA from Folsomia candida, 3538 nucleotides. RefSeq lists its product as uncharacterized. The transcript is spliced from 6 exons. The record is from RefSeq and is a predicted model, not a curated record. The coding region runs from base 128 to 2071 and encodes 647 amino acids. NCBI's taxonomy places the organism in Eukaryota, Metazoa, Arthropoda, Collembola, Entomobryomorpha, Isotomidae.
CUUUGCAAAUAUGCAGCACCACUGCUCCCAUUUUGCAGUUGAUCAAAUUGCAAAUAAACAAAAAGAGUAGCAGGCUACUAAUUUAGUUUUCUUCUGGUAUUGUUUUUUGAGAAAUAAGUACAUACAAAUGAGAGGGAAAAGCAGCAGUAAUAAUAAUGCAAAUCAAAAGUUUGGCUGUUAUACCGUAACCCAAAGAUUAGCAGCCGCCGAAGCGGCCAAGAGGAUUCGAGAGAGUGCAGAACCCCCAGAAGAUGAGCUGGAGCUGGAGGGCGACUGGCAGUCCCCCAGUUCAGAAUCUGACGAGACUUGGAGCCAUAAACCGGUUAGUCAACAGUUGUCGAAUGGUAGCAAUCGACCUUCUUGGCUAGGACGAAUUUCAUCGAUUUCGUCAAUCAGAGGACUAGGAGAUAGCUUGUUCGUUGAAAAGAAGAGUGACACAUCAUCAAACAACGACAUGGACGACAAUUGCAGUCAAACGAGUAAGACGACUGGAAUAACACCCACCAAGAGGAGUCGGGGUCGACCUGCCAAUGUUAAAAUGGAGAAGGAGAGUACUACAACUGCUAAGGAUGGUAACACUAUCGUCACGCCAAUACCAGAACAUAUCAAAAAUGCGAUACAGCUAAUGCUCAGUGUUCGACAUGGAUUCAAGGGGCUUCAAUGGGAAUUGGUGGAAUCAGAGUUUCACCAUGUGUAUCCAAAUCUCGCGAGUUUUAAACCUUCGAAUCAUGGGUAUAAAAGUUUCGAAGAACUGUUGAAAUCACCAGAAAUGAAGACCAGGUGUUACGCUGCUACUCCACGAGGAACUGUUAAAGGCCACGAUUUGCAUUCUCGUCAAGGACGAUUAAAGUAUGACCCCGAAGCUGGAGUCUUGACUAUUGUAAUGAGAAGAAAUGAUCCACAGGAGCAAGAAGAAGAUUCGAAAACGAAUGUUGAAACAAAGAUCCAGCAAAUAAACCAACAAAAGACUCCAGCUAUACCAAAUGAAAAACAGAACUCACCAAAUAAUACAUCUUCACAACAGGUUACAGAGACUCGACCAUCUUCACGAAAUUCACUUCCACAAAAAAAUUCUUUAGGAGAUUCAAUGUCAAAUGUAGGCAAACCAAAAACGAAGGUUUGCAAGCCAUCGGAAACUAAAACAUUGCCUGACAACUCAACAAUGCAACGCACACCGUAUCCUAAUCCUAAAGUCACACAUGCAUGUGUUAACAAUAAUGCAUCAAGUGCUGCUAACAAGGAUGCAGCUAUUGUUAUUUCAACACCAGAAUCAGUUUCAAAUACUUCUGAAACAACAAUUGUGCCAACCCAAGUGACUGAAAUUCAAACUGAUGCCCAGAAAAAGGCAGUCGAAGAUUUAUUGAAGAUUCCGGCGUUACAAAACAUAGUUAAUAAUAUUGUCUCACAAAUCUGUCAAACUAAUAAUAAUUCCUCGCAGCCUGUAAAUGAACCUACUAGUAGCACAACAACCAAUCCUGAAGGACAGUUUGCACCAAAUGACGGGUUCGCACAAUUUUACCGCCGUGAAGAACUACCCGACAAUUGGACUCGUGUAAAGACAUACGAAAAUUCAACGGAGCCUAACGCGUCUGAACCUUAUCGCAGAAAUUAUUAUCAUGAGAGAAGUUUUGAUUCUUAUGAUCCGAGAGAGAUAUCUACAAAUCCUUCGCGUCUUGAUUCUAGCAGACGUGGGAGACCAGGACCUGAACGUCGAAGUCGGUUUAGUAGCCACUAUUCUGCUUAUUCUCCCAUUAUUCCAAAUCCAACCCAACGGGGUCGAGGAUAUAGUCGUUAUGGAUAUAGGCGAAAGAAUUUCCUGCAUGGAAGCAACCAAGACGAACAUUACCGGUCGCCGUUGAAACAUUCGCACCAUCCAUCUCCUGAGGAAACAUUUCGACCUCAGAAUCCGAGAGAGCAGAAUUUGGCAUAUUCUGUUGCUGUUCUUCAGCAGGCUGGAGCGAUGGCUGAUCACACCAUUAGCGAAAUCGCAUCAUCUCUCUUCGGUAUCAAAUAUGGCCGGUCAACACCCUCGACCCCAAAUCAAUCGGAAGAAACAAACGGUGUCAUUUAAUCAAUUCUGUGAAAACAAUGCAAUUUCUCUCUUUAACAAUGUAAAUUUUAGUGAAUAUUUUCUAUUUAUCUGAUGCAUCCUUAACCAAUGGCAUAUUAUUACACAACGUUAUAUAAAAUUGAAACUGUAAUACAUAUAUGUAUGUCAUAUUUAACCAACUUGAUUAGUUUUAGCUUAUAUCGCCUGUUACAGUGAACCAAACAUAAUGGUUAAAUAUGUAAAAGCUAAAACGUAUGUUAUGUUUUCAGGUAACCUAUUGUUAAUUAUACGAGCUUAAUUGUCUUGUUUAAGUUAAUUUUGGGCUCUUCUUAACGUAGUUUCUAUUAGUUGUGGGUUUCAUAGAUUUAUUAGGUACAAAAAUGCAAAAUGCAGCAUAAUAUUUAAGUAAAAAUGUAAAACAUUAGUGAGUAGAGGAAAAACCUGUGAAUUAAUUGCUUACAAUGUAAUUUUUGUUAAUUGAGAAUGUAUGCUUAACAUUGGAUUGAAAAUGGUAGCCAAUUAUAUUUAUAACCUGUAAUAAUAUGUAAUAUCUACAUACAUAUGUACGAGUAGCCCACAUCGUUGGACAUGUGGCAUGUAUCGAGCAGAAUCGGUGAAUCCGGGCGGUAUUUAUUCAUUAAAUCUUUAAGCAAAGACAGACUGGACAAUUUAAUUUUUAUCUUUUUCUAAUACCAUUUCGGUAAAUACUAAAUGUGACGAUUGAACGAUAAGACUCUUGUUAUGAUCACUUCUAAAAUUAAAUAAAGGACAAGUAUGCAAGGAUUCAAACUACUAAUUAAAUUAUAACGCAUUGAGAUUUUCAUGGUUGCUAGAUUGCUCUAAACCCAUUGCAUAUUCAUCUACGUGAAUUUGAAGAACUAAUUUUGGUACUCGCAAAAAUGGCUUCAGAGUCCAGUUGGUUAUCAUGGGUCAAAAUGGAAAACCAGGAGAUGAUGAUCACCUUUCCCAUUGAUCGUCACAUUCGGGCAGUCGGUUGGUCACUCGCCAUGAUCGCUUUCGGAUUCCUCAUUUUGGCCUUUGACACCAGACCCAUUCCGCCCAGACGACACAGCGCUCUUCCUCUGCGGGAUCGUAUCGUAGGAAUGGAACAACGAUACUUCCUCGUCGUUCUCAAUGGAAUUCUUAUGUACGGAGCACUGGUCUAUAUUUUCCAAAACGGAGGUCGGAGUUAAUCAAUCAUUACUGUCGGUUAUUCUGAUUCGUCAAUUGCAUUUGUUAAAUUAGUUCAUACUUUAAAUACUACACUACGAUAUCAGUUGUUUAAGUGUUUAGGUGUAUAUGCAUUUGUUAAGCUUUCAAAUGAACAUGGGUAUCUUGUCAGUCUCAUAUACUUGUAGAGAGUUAUUACUUAUUUCUAAGCCCCAUUUCUUUAUAUUGUUACUUAAUAUAAAACUACAUAUAUUGUUACAAUUUCUCUAAAGUACAAAUGUGUCAAAUAAACAACGGUGACAUAUACCAUAUCGAAUA